Brassica rapa (field mustard) is the source of this 8913-nucleotide messenger RNA. RefSeq lists its product as uncharacterized. NCBI's taxonomy places the organism in Eukaryota, Viridiplantae, Streptophyta, Magnoliopsida, Brassicales, Brassicaceae. The record is from RefSeq and is a predicted model, not a curated record.
CUUCAGGCCCUUGCUAUGGGAGCUGAAGCAUCAGAUUUCUCCGCCAGGUAGUGCUCAAGCAUGUCUUCUUCAUCAUCUGUAUCAAACAAACGAAUCUUCUUCAUCAUCUGUAUCAAACAAACGAAUCUGAUGCUUGAGAACCAUUGCUUGUUUAUUGGAUAGCAGCGUGUAAGCCAGACAGAAGGGACCAUUUUACCUUCAAAGUCUUCGUCGUCAAAGUAAAUAUCUUCAUCAUCUUCCUCCUCAGAUUCUUGAUCAGCAGUGAGCACUGCUCUUCUCUGAAAAUGGCACAAUACAGAUAAUCAACAACAAUAAUUAAUGAUAACUAGUCUACACUAAUUAGUCAGCAAGACUGAGAAGUACCGUUCUGCCACUCUCGAACCAUUGUCUUCCUGUAAGCUUCUUCUCCUUGGGUGCCGUAAGAGCAGACUCAGGCAUCAGCCUUGUAAGUUGAUUCACGGCAACAGAUUAAAGAUUAGUAGCUCCCGGAAGCCAAUAACAAUGCUUAUUCAUUAAAGUAUAAGAGCAAGGAAACAAGAAUAUGCUGGUGAAGAGUCUCACUUUGCUCGUUCAAGUGCAAGUUCUGCUUCAAAUCUCUUUCUCCAUGCCAUAAACGUCUCCAGUGUAACAGGUUCUCCACAAAUAUCAAGAUAACUAGACAGGAAGAAAACAAAAAAGAAGAAAGUGUAGCUCAUGGAAAAAUCAGAAGCCUAAAGCAAGAUUCCAGGUGCUUUGCAGUUAAUACAUUUGAUAAUACUGAGCAGAAAACAAUACCUCAUCCUAUUUGGCAUAGUCAGCUCCAUCAUCUUGCCCAUAGUGUUCAGACAACCAGUCCUUUGCUGACAAGACCAAAGUAUAGAUCAUUGCGUUUGCCAUGCCAAGAUUUUCACUUGCCUGUGAAAAUAGUAUCAUGAAGUUUUUAAUUCUAAUGAUAAACCCACUCAUCAAAACUAAAUUAAACUUUUUUUAUAGCACCCAAGUUGUUUUGUGAUUCAGGAAGUCAUUGUCAGAGAUAUUACUUCUUGUUCAAGCUUCUCUUUUAAGAUGGUAAGGUCACUAACAUGGAUUCCUCGGAUACUGCAAGAACACUCUACCCACAUAAGUGUCAUCAUCAUAUAUCUCUAUUAGCUUGAAUGUCAAACUUAGAAGAUUACCUUUUAACAUCCAAAAGGGGAACCUCGUUCGGACAAUUUUCUGUGUGCGAGAAAACCAAACCCAGCUGAACUGCAAGACACAUUAGGAGCUCUAAGACUACGAAAGCACAGGAAUUAAGACAAACAGAAGAAUGUUUUUCCGGGUCUUACGGAAGCAGACAGAAGACCGCACCAGAACAUCUAUACUAUUAUUAUUCUACUACUAAUAACAAACAUGCACGUCAAGACAUGUAAUGAUUUUUUUUUUUUGUUUCUACAUACCAAAUCUAAGAACUGAAGUGGAGAUCUUAGAUACCUACAUUGGUACUGGUAAGCAUCUUUAUCAAUAAAGAAGAACAAAGUCUCUUAAUCUUAAACCAAUUCAUCAAGAAGUAUUCUAGAAAUUUGACAUAUAAAAAUUAUUUAAUUUUCCUAAAGUUUUCAUUUUCUUAACAUUUUAACCAAAUCAAUUAACAAAGAAUAUAAUGAUCCAUAAAUAUUUAAAUUAAUAUUUCAUUUUUUAAUCCAACCAAACUUUUGCCAUCAAUCUUCUUGUUAAUUUAUAAUAAUUUAGUGAAAAACAUAAUAUCAUCUACAAUUUUUAGUUUCAAAAUAUUAAUAGCAAAAACUAUAUAAGAACUAAGAAAUGAGAAAAAUCCAUUUACGAUACUGAUUUUUCACGUUUCAUCAAAACUCAUGUCAUUGGAAAAAAUAAAUCUCAUGAAUUAUUUUUUCUCUUUUUGACCACCAAAUUUAAUCUUACAUCAAAAAAGUAAAUGAUGGAGAAUCACAUUAAAUUAAUAUAUAAUUCAAACCUAAGUGGAAAAAAUCAGGUAAAACAAACACUAAAACAAUAAAAAUUAAUUAAAUACAUAGUAUAACAUGAGUUUGUUAAAUUACUUAACUUUCCUAAAGUUUUCAUUUUCUUAAUAUUUUAACCAAAUCAAUUAACAAAACAUAUAAUGAUCCAUAAAUAUUUAAAUUAACAUUUCAUUUUUAAUCCAAUCAAAUCUUUGACAUCAAUCUUUUUAUUAAUUUAUAAUAGUUUAGUAAAAUAUAAUAAUAUUAUUUAAAAUUUUAUUUUUAAAAAUAAUAGCAAAAAAUAAGUAAGAACAAAAAAAUGAGAAAAGACUUUUACGAUAUUGAUUUUUCACUUUUCAUCAAAACUUAUGUCAACAAAAAAAAGAAUUAAUCACAUGAAUUAUUUUUCUCCUUUUGACCAUAAAUUUAAUCUUAUAUCAAAAAAAGAAAGAUGGAAAAACACAUCAACAUUAAUAUAUAAUCCAAACCUAGAUUAGAAAGAAUCAGGUAAAACAAACACUAAAAACAAUAAAAUUAAUUAAAAUACAUAGUGAUGCAGAUAAGUAUUUGGAACAUUUUCAAAUAUCUUGUUAUUUAUUUUAUUAGUUAUAUUAAUUUAGAUAAUUAUUUUUUAUUUGUAUUUUUUAUAUUUUAAUAGUUUUUCUAUUUUAAUUAAAAUUAGGGUUUUCUAGAUUUAAAGAUUUAUUAUAAAUAGGCAUUAAAGCUUAAAGUUGUAUUCAGACUUUGAUAAUUAAUAAUAUAGCUUUUGCUUAUUACCUUAAGAGAGAUUUGAUUCAAUUCAUCUAUUUUGAGUUGCCUUGAACAAGAUUCGAUUAAAUUCAUCUUAUUCAGGAAGUUGGUCUCAAGAAACUCUUGAUCGAUCCAAGAACAUGUUUCUAGAACCCUAAGGUUCCUUGAUCGACCGUUCAACCUAUUUGGCCGCUGCAUCACAUAGUAUAACUUGACUUUAUUGAAAUUUUAAGUAAACAAUAUGAAUUUAAUGAAAAUUAUAUGAUAUAAUGCAAAACAUAAUUUACAGCAUUGUUUUCUCACUUUUCAUCAAAUCUAUGGUAACGAAAAAAAGUGAAUCCAAUGAAAUUUGUUUUCUUUUCUUUGCCACCAAAUUCAUACUUAGAUCAGUUAACUGAAAUCUAAGGAAAAUAUAAAGUCAUAACAAGGAUUAAUACAUAAGCAAAACAAAUAUUUACAAAUUAUUUUGAAAAUUAAAAGCAGUAAGAUAUAACAAAUAAAAAAUAAUAAUUUAAUAAAAUACAUAAUAUAAGUUUAGUUUGGUGAAUAAUUUAGUAAAAAAAUAUAACUUAGUAAAAGUUUACAAUCUAAGAAAAAUGCAAACAUCAAGAAUGAACAGAAAAAUAUCAUAAGAACACAAAAUAAAAUAUCCAUUUAUAUAUUAUUUUUUCACAUUUUAUCAUACCCAUACCACAAAAAAAAAUUCACAUGUAUGUUUUUCUCCUUUUUGGUCGCAAGCUCAAGUUUAGAGAAUGAACAUAAAAAUGAUGGAAACGUACUACCCAUGUCUAAUACGUAAUUAAAAAAAUUUGUAUUUUAGAAGUAAGAAAAUCUAAUGAAUUACAGAUUUAUAUAAUUAACACUUUACAACUAGAAAGGAGAAUUAAUUCAAAUUCUUAAAAUAUAAAAUUCCGCACGAAGCGGGGAUUGACCCCUAAUACAUAUAUCCCUUUAUUAUUAAAAGAGAAACAACUAUAAAAAAUAACUAUAAUUUGAAUGACUAUAUUUAUAAAGAAAAUCUUAUAUAAAUAUAAAUUGAGUGGUAUUUCUUUUAAAUAUUACAUAUGAGUAAGAUUAUUUAUAAUUAAUUCUCAUUUUUAAUAAGGUAGAUAACAUACUUUGAUAACUAAAUUAAUUAAUAUUUUGUAUAUGAUAACUAUUUAAAUUUCUGAUAAAUAAUUAAAUUUAUUAUUUAAAUUUAAUUAAAAUCUGGUCAAAAAGAAAAUUGUACUUUUCAAAUUAAAAUUAUAAAUACGAUAAAUUUGAUUAUUUAAGUUAUUUAAGGCAUAUUAACAAAAAAUAAAAUUAUAGGGACUAAACUACAAAAAAUUAAAAUAAAAAAUAGUCCAAAUCAUCAUAUAACCGGCUAUAGGCAUGCUUUAGCUAUGUAUUAUGAAUUUAUGUAUGCAAUUCAAAUUUUUAUUUAGUUUAGGAAUGUUUUGGCACAUUAAUAUUGUUUGGGUAUGUAUUUUUCAUGGUUUCAUAGUGCGGGUAUGAAUAAGUCGUUUUUCCGAGGUGUUAGCUACAUAUGCAUUCUCACACCUCUUAAAUUAAUAUCCAUCUAUUACUAGAGUAAUUAUACCAAAUGCCAUUGGUCUUACCUAUUAAUUGGUUUUACCUAUUAUACAUAUUACUACAACUUUAUAUGAAGUUCAUAUAUAUGUCCAAGCAAAUAAUUUUUUUACAGGAGCCUGAUCAUUAUGAACUUCAGUAUUAAUAGUUGCCUGACUUUGAACACCUUCAACGUUGUCAUGGUGUUUUACAUCUACGAUGAACAAAUUCAAUGGAUCGUUCAUAAAUUAAUCAAUAUUCAUAAUUCAUCAAUCAACCUAAUAUAUAUGAAGGUUAACACACAAUGUUGAGCUCCAUGAAGUAUAUUAGCAGUCUUUUAUACUCUAAGUACCAUGAUACCAAGUUCCAAUAUAGGUUUUGAAUAAUUAUUUUAAGGUCUGGCAACCUAUAUAUAUUGUAAGAAGUGAUAAUUUUUUAAAAUGCUGCUAAUUCAUUUAGAACUUCAGUUUCGGUUAAAACAUAUAAUUGGAGUAAUGGACAAGUCUAAAUAUAGGGGAGUUGAAUCACUAAUUAAUUAGCAUACCAAAUAUACUUGGACAGUAGAUAAAAAUACUAUGAAGAAUAUGUGUUAACUAAAUCAAAUAUAAAGUGGACUUGCUAUGUAAUAAGUGGGGUUUAUGGUCUUUUAUGGAAAUACAAUACUUGAUUUCCACUAAGAACAUUAUUUAUUCGAUUAAUUUCAAUUGAUGUUUUUACAUGUUUGCAACCCUUCAUAAUACAUAUAACUAAACUUAAAAGCCUUUUAAUUUCUAAACGUCUUUUAAUUUAGUGAUAAUUAUAAACUGAAACAAUUAAAAUUUUAGUAACUGCAAAUGCACAUAAGGUAAUCCUAAAUUUUUUAAACUAAAAUUUUAAUUUUGAUAAAAUAUAUUUUAAAUUGUUUCAUCCAAAGCGCAUGUCAUCAACUAGUAUAUAUAUUAUAACCUCCGCAAACAUUUGAAACAUUUACGGAAGAAAGACUAAUGAGAAGAUUAAUUCGUAAGCUAUAAACUUUAGGGAAAAUUGGAAAUAUGGAAUAAAAAGACAAGUAGAUUGUCCCUUUGCCAUAAUAUGAAUUAUAAGUUGUCCUAAUGUCAUAAUGUUUUCUGUAAACCCAAUUAAACCCCUAAUCUAAUCUUUUAAACGUUUUUGUUAAUUUAAUUAUGUUAAAAAAAUAUUAUUAUUAUUUUUAAUUAAUUUAAUUAUUAAAAAAAAAAUACAAAAGGGGAAAAUCGACCAAAAUUUCCCCCAAGCUCGACGAACCCUAAUUGCUCUCUCCUCCUUUGGCGACAGAGAGAAAGGACGAUUUGAAGGGGAUCUCGCCGUCGCCGGUGUCGUUUUGGCCGGUAAUACUCCGCCGGUGUUCUUCUUCUUCUUAAUCGAAGUCUCAGAGACCUCGUCUCACUUCGCGACUCGUUCUCAAUUAAGUCGCCGAAGACCGCUGAAGCUCGUACCUCGCCGAUAACUGAACUCGUGCCUCACCGCUCCGCUCUCACUCUCUCAGCCAUAGUUUCAAGCAAACCAAUCGAUUCUCCUCAGGUUUGUUUAUGAAUUUUUUUGCAUGUCUUUGUAUCUCUUACUUGAGCUUGUUUAAGAUCGAUUUUGAAUGUCAUAAGUUUCGAUUCUUUUUUCUGUGAAUUAUUAUUUAGGCUUCAAUCUUAUCAAAAUUUCCUACUUUUUUGAGCUUUGGUUAAUUUGUUUUUGUAGCAACCGAUCUCUAGUGAUUGUGUUUCUUAUCAAAAUUUCCUACUUUUUUGAGCUUUGGUUAAUUCUCUUGUUUUAUCUUGUGAAUUAUAUUAUGAUGCAUGCGUUUAUAAAUAUUGACUGUAGUGAUUGUGUUUCUUGCAUUGUUUAUAGGUAUGACAAUUGAUCAGUUGCCUAAAUGCUUAUUCAAAGAGGGAACUGAAACACAAGUUGAGAAGGUCAACAACAGUUGUCGAACUUCCAUACUUGCGAAGGUGGCGAAGUACUGUCCAGACGAGUACAAAGAAGUGUCGGAGGAUCCGCUAUUUGCUCAGAUUGUGGCCAUUCAUGUACACAAGCUUCAGUUUUCGGCAAGAGCGAUCCACACCUUCGUUUGCAAGCAGCUUCUGUCCGCAAAGCGUUAUGAGUUGUGGUUCCAUUAUGCUAGGAGGCCUCUCAGAUUUUCAAUGCAAGAAUUCUAUGCCAUCACAGGUUUGAAAUACAAAGACGAGCCCGACUUGGAGAUUGAUGACUGGGCAUAUGAUGGAGGGUUUUGGAGUAAGUUGCUAAGGAGACAGAAAAAUAUUUCGGUUCAGCAAAUCAGGAAGGUUCAUGUGAAGUUGUGUAAUACAUGGUCUCGUGUUGAUAGGCUGCGGUUGGUCUAUUUGUGUGUGAUUGCUGGUAUUCUUAUGGCGAAGGAUGAGAAGGUGUGGAUCCCAUACAAGUACAUCAAGCUCGUGAUGAACUUCGAGAAGAUGAGGAAAUAUCCGUGGGGUCUUCACUCUUUUGAUAUGCUGGUGAGUUCCAUUAUCAACGCUAGGGAUAAAGUGAAGACGCAAAACAGUUAUGUCGUAGAUGGAUUCUCGUAUGCACUUCAGAUUUGGUUGAUGGAAGCUGUUCCGGACAUUGGGUCUCUUUUGGGUCAGAAACUGAGAGAAGGCGUGACUACCAUGAGGUGCAGGAAUUGGAAAGGAUCUGCUAAGAUUUCCUAUGAGGAUAUUAUUACCAUAGAGUCUAAUUUUGCUUCCACCGGAGAUGUGUUUCCAUCCAUUUCUACAUCUGGAAAUUUCAAAGACGUGAUUACUGAUGCCGAGUUUGUUCGAGCCUGUGAGAUGAAGGAUGAAAGAGUUGAUCUAAUCAUUGACAUGCAGCGAAACAAGUAUGACUGGAGUAAGCAUGUUUGGGCUUAUAAGGAAACAGUGAAACCAUUUCAGUACAGUUCUGAGGAAGAUGGUUCAGAUGAGGAAGCGGCUGUAGAGACAAGUGAAACUGAAAUUGAAGAAGAAAUAGAAAGCACCCGUGUGUCUCCUACUAAGAAGAGGAAGAACAGGUUUCGGGAUACUGGUGCGGAGUCGAGGAAGAAGAGGUUACUUUGCCAAAGAUCAACCGAGAAAUAUAGAGAUCUUGAAGAGGAAAUGAAGUCCUAUAUCCAGAGUAUGUUUAACUCUUCUUUUACUGCCUUAGGCCUCGAGGUACGCGAGAUUAUUGAAGACCGCUUUACCAAAUUAGAGGAGAAGAUCCUUUCAUCUCAGACUCAGGGUGGUGCGCCUGCUAAUACUCAGACUCGUGGUACUGAUCCGUUUUGGACUCCUUCUGCUGCUGCUGCUGCUGCCACUGCUCCGGCUUCGGUUUCUGGUCGUCCUCCUGCUCCUACUCGGGCUUCUACCGAAGCUCCUGCAUCAGUUUCUACUCGUGGUCUUGCUCCUUCUCGCAGUGCGGCUUCUGCUCCUUAUCGCAGUCGAGCUUCUGCGACUGCUCACAAUGGUGGGCCUGCGAAUGCUGCGAAGACAAGGUCUCAGACAAAGGUAAACAAGAAGUAGAUCAUUUUCAUGUCUUCGGUUGCUGUUAUAUUUUCAUGUCUUUGGUUGCUUUUCUUUUUCAUGUACUCGGUUUGCGGUUUGUAAUAUUAUUUUAAGGAUGAUGUUGUCUUUGCUGUGUGUAAUAAUUAUGUAAGGAUGAUGUUUUGGAUGGAAUCUUUCUUUUAAAAAUAUUAAUGUCAUGUUUUGUGUUUCAUAACCAGGAUGCAGAUUUGUCUGAUGUGUUUGGCAGCUUAUUUAGCACCUUAGAUGUGAAUAUAGGGACCCAAGAGUACUUACAGAAGACAAUGGGUAACCUUACACAAGAGUCAAAUGUUGACGGUUUUGAUCCAUCUCAAGACAAGCAGUCCGAAGGACCUUCUGAUUUCACUACGCCAAUGACUUCGUUUCGGCCACAGAUCUUCAAAACACCAUUCUUGGUUGAUAGUGAUGAUAUAGAAGUUCGUUGCAAAGCGAAAGACUACGAGCUAGUUUUCCUUCCAGAAGAGAAAUGGGCCAAACUAACUGAAUGGACAUUGAAUCCCACGUAAGUUAUUUGAAUUGUUUUAUUUAUUUUUCCUCAAAUCUACCUCUUCACUAACAUCACAGCAAUGCUUUCUUUUUACAGAGUACUUCAGAUUGGGCCAUCUACAUUUGAUGCAGAGUUAGCCUCGCGGAUUAUUGGGCCUAAUAUUUGGUUGAAGAACUUUGUGAGUUUAGCUCUGAAAUAUUUUGCAGAUUGCUUUUUGUUGUUGGUUCUCAUUCCUAAACAAAAUUGUAUUGUCUUUUUCAGGACAUGGACGCCAUGAUGUAUUUGUUUCGGGAGAAAACCACAUUGCGUCGGUGGAGUCCAGACCGAGUCGCAUUUUUGAACUGUAUGUUCAGUAAUCAGAUUAUCACGGCCUAUGGGAAGUUUGAUGGAAACAGGAGAGGGUACAAAAUCGACGACAAUUUUCUCGAGUAUGGAAGAGGCGAGCUUCCAUAUCAUGGAAGCACAGGUUCAGUAUGGAGCGUUGAUGUCGAUCGUCUCUACAUCCCUAUAUGUGUUAACCAAAUCCACUGGAUCUCUAUUUGCGUCAAUCUUGUGAACCGGACAAUUGAUGUCUUCGAUUGUGGGGGUAAGAAGAACAACAGGGUCAUCGAAGCUUUUGCCGUCCUCAUUCCACGAAUCGUCAAGGCAGUCCAGUCGCCAGAGAGGA